Crotalus tigris (Tiger rattlesnake) is the source of this 2608-nucleotide messenger RNA. Its product is annotated as keratin, type I cytoskeletal 19-like. NCBI's taxonomy places the organism in Eukaryota, Metazoa, Chordata, Lepidosauria, Squamata, Viperidae. Gene Ontology annotation, molecular function: structural molecule activity. The record is from RefSeq and is a predicted model, not a curated record. The transcript is spliced from 8 exons. Bases 1023 to 2396 code for a protein of 457 amino acids.
CUCCAAAUUUGGAUAGUUCAAUUCUUUAUUCCACAAUUCAUUUUUAUAACUAAUAUUAGUUAUUUUUUAAGCUGUUCUUGAUAAAAAUGGAUUUUUGGUUUCUCUUCAAGCACUCAAUCUCUAUAGGAACCUAAAACUAGCUCUUUUAGAAGUUGCUGAAGCAUCUGGACUAUUCAGCAUGUGUUUUAGUUGCAUAUAUUGUCAUGAAGUUUGUGAAUAAAUCAGAAUGCAGCCUCUCAAUAUCUUUAAAACAGUCAUUUAAAUUAAUUUAUUUAAAAUAUUGAUCCAAUGGCUCACCUGGGGAUUCCAAUAAAACACAUUCCCUACCUUCAAAUUAGAGUUAUUUCACAGUGUUAAUUUCUCGUGUGAUUCAGGUUCAAAACGUAAUCAUUUACCUAUUUAAUAACCAAAUGUGCUUGGCAGCUUUCAAGAUUAGAGACAAAGAUCCCCGUUUAAUAUACCUGGACUUGAAAACUUGCCAAGAUUUGAGAGGUGUUAUAUGCUUAGCCUUCAAAUGAACCCCAAAAGUGGAAAACUCAUAGAAGACUAUCUUACCUACUAUAGCAAAAUAAAAUCAAGAUGAAAUCAACACAAAUUAUCCCUAAUAAUAAUGGAAGCUAUUUUUGUUGCAAUAGGCUGUAAUUAUUUCUUUCCCUUGAAUAUUUUAUAAUAAUACUAUUUUAUGAUACUUUUCAGUAUGGAGCAAAGAGAAUGAUUCAUUUGAUAUUGUGGCUGAUGUAUUUGGGAAAGAAAUGUGCUGACACACACAAGAGCUGAGUGUAGCUGAGAUUUCUGAAGGCAAAUUUGCCUUAAGAAUAAUUUUCUUUGGCUAGGGAAAGCCAGAUGAGCCAGCCUUAUGGAAGACAAAGUAACACCCUUAUGGCAACGCCCACAUUGCAGAAAGUAUAAAUAGAUACCUGGGUAUAUGUCAGCAUUUGCAGCCUAUCUUUGCAUCAAGCUGUGCAUCUUUGGCUUUAUUAUUUUUUCUGGCUCCUUGAUCUUGCUUCUAAAAUUAAUUUGAUAUGAGUUGCAGGUCCAAACAGACUAUGAUGUACACCAAGGGGAGAAGCUCCAGUAGUAGCUGUGGUGGAAUAAGGGUAGUUUCAGGAAUCUCUGGGAGAGGUUCCUCCUCUGUUGUAAGUAGUGUUGGAGGCGGUGUAUCUGGGAGGACCUUUUCUAGUGGCGUCUCUUAUGGAGGGGCAAGUUGCACUGAUGGUGGCUUUGGAGGGAGCUAUUUGUAUGGUUCCGGGGGCAGUUUCUGCUUUGGGCAAAUUGGUGGUGGCUUUGGCAUUAGCAAUGAAACCACCUUGAUCUCCUGUGAUGAGAAGAUGACCAUGCAGAACCUCAAUGACCGCCUGGCCUCUUACUUGGAGAAAGUGAAAAAUCUUGAGGAGGAGAAUGCUGAUCUUGAAGCCCGAAUUAGGCAAUGGUAUGACCAACAAGGCCCACCAUCUGAGCUAAAGGAUUAUAGCUCUUAUUAUCAACAAAUUGAGGAGUUAAAGAAUCAGAUAGUUUGUGCCACUGUGGAUAAUAGUAAGCUUAUCCUGGAUAUUGAUAAUAACCGCAUGACUGCUGAUGAUUUCAGGUUGAAGUAUGAAACUGAAUUGGCUCUUUGCCAAAAUGUGGAAGCUGAUAUCAAUGGAUUGCGCCAGGUCCUGGAUCAACUGACUCUCUGUAGAUCUGAUUUGGAGGCACAACUUGAAUCCCUCCGGGAAGAGUUGUGCUGUAUCAAGAAGAACCAUGAAGAGGAAAUUAAGAGUCUGAAGAGUCAGACUUGUGGUGAUGUUAGUGUGGAAGUUAAUUCUUCCCCAGGUCCAGAUCUGAAGAAGGUUCUGGAAGAAAUGAGAUGUCAGUAUGAAACCAUGAUUGAGAACAACCGCAAAGAAGUUGAGCAGUGGUAUGAACGCAAGAUGGAAGAAGUGAAUCAGGAGGUCUGCAUCAGUAGCAAAGAAGUUGAGGAUUGCAACAAUCAAGUUGUUGACCUGAAACGUCAACUGCAAACCUUAGAAAUAGAUUUGCAGGCUCAGCUUUGCUUGAGGGAAUCACUCCAAGACUCCUUGGGCGAGACUGAAUGCCGCUACAAUACCCACCUGGCUGAAAUACAGAACCAGAUCUCCCUUGUGGAACAGCAGCUAGCAGAGUUGAGGGCAGAGAUGGAGUGUCAGAAUCGAGAAUACAGAGAACUUCUAGAUGUCAAGUGUCGCUUGGAACAGGAGAUCCAGACCUACCGCUCCCUUUUAGAGGAAGGGCAGCAAGACAUUAGUAGUCCGAGCAGCAGCCCUUCUGGAGGUGGACUUUGCAAACAUUCAGGAGGAGUUAGAGUCCUCUCUCAUUCUUACAGUAGCUCUAGUCCUGGCCAGGCCUCCUCUUCGGACCUGAAAGGAUACAGCAGAUGAAUGAACAAUAAGAUCUUCAACUAAGAAAGGCUUCGCAACUCUAUUCUAUACUGCACACUGGUUCGUAUCAGUUAGCAAAAGAGGAAUCUUCCCUCUAGUUAUUGAACGCUGUUCAUGGCAAAUAUCCAUCAGUGGGUUGUCUUAACUAGCAGAUUUGCCCACCUCUCAAGCUUAGAUAUGACCAUUAACAUGUGCAUUUCUUAAUUUCUGUG